Piliocolobus tephrosceles (Ugandan red Colobus) is the source of this 826-nucleotide messenger RNA. RefSeq names its product BANF family member 2 (gene BANF2). Gene Ontology annotation, biological process: chromosome organization. Lineage: Eukaryota; Metazoa; Chordata; Mammalia; Primates; Cercopithecidae. Bases 481 to 768 code for a protein of 95 amino acids. The transcript is spliced from 4 exons. Gene Ontology annotation, molecular function: DNA binding. Gene Ontology annotation, cellular component: nucleus; condensed chromosome. The record is from RefSeq and is a predicted model, not a curated record.
GACUGAUUGCUCCAUGGGCCUGGGACAUAAGCUGAACCUCUGGCCUGCAGUUCCAGAUCCAAGGGGACUGAGACAAACUGCCGGUUGCCACUGGCUUUUCAGGAGCACCUGGGCUAUCUUAGUUUCCUUUGCUGCAGCCUGUGGCCUGGUCAUUUGCCCAUGGUUGUAGGGUCCCCAUGCAUGGGACUUCUUCAUCCUGACUCCAGGCUUCCAUUCACCCAUCAGGCCUUAAAGCAUCUUCUGCCCUAUCAUGCCCUGAACUUUUUGCUGCAAAAAGCCAAGGGCACUGGCUCAAGCUUAUCUUCCCAGCCACUGUUUACUGCUGCUACACUGCUGCCCAAGACACUUCAGAAGUGACCGUUGUUGUCAUCUCCUGCCAAGUCCCGGAAGGCAAGCCACCAAGUCCCAUGCACCAUUCCCACAGCCCGACAACCUUCCCGACUCUACCCACUGGAAUCUAAAGAGUCUGCCCACUUCUGGAUGUUUGUUCAGGAGAUGGACCACAUGUCUCCCAGGCUGAGAGCCUUCCUCUCUGAACCCAUUGGAGAAAAGGAUGUCUGCUGGGUGGAUGGCAUCAGCCAUGAGCUCGCAAUCAAUUUGGUCACCAAAGGUAUCAACAAGGCCUACAUCCUGCUGGGACAAUUCCUUCUGAUGCACAAGAAUGAAGCCGAGUUUCAGAGGUGGCUCAUCUGCUGUUGUGGUGCCACUGAGUAUGAGGCCCAGCAGAGUUCUAACUGCCUCAAGGAGUGGUGUGCCUGCUUCCUGUAGACACAAACCUCAUCGCUGCCCCCCACCCCCUGGGGAAAAUGACACCCUCUCCACCUAU